AUGCCUAAAAAUUACCAGCAUGUUCUUGCCUUCAUCUUUGCAAUUCAAGAGAUCAACAUGAAUGACCACCUCUUACCCAAUAUCACACUGGGAUUCGAAAUCUAUGACAAUGUUUUCAAUCCGCUGAUAGCCGUUGAGAACACUCUGCAGUUCCUCUUCACAGGGCAGGGGAAUCCCUUGAAUUACAACUGUGACGGGAAGCAGCAGCUAGUCCUUGCCAUUGGUGGGCUCACCUCCCCAAAUUCCAUGCAGAUGGCCAGUGUCUUCAAUACCUACAAGAUCCCACAGCUUCAUGCUUUUCUGAGCAAUAUCCAUUUCAACAAUAGUGCUGGGGAAGAAAUCUUUUUUGAUGAGGAAGGGAGCCUGCCAUCAGGAUACGAUAUCAUCAACUUGGUCACAUUCCCCAAUGACACCUUCCAGAAAGUCCAAACUGGAAGGAUGGAUUCCCUGGCUCGUGAAGGAAAAAGGUUCACCAUGGAUGGAAGUGCUACUGUAUGGAACCACAAGUUUAAAGAGAUGCAGCCCCGUUCCCGAUGUGUUGAGAGCUGCCAUCUUGGAUCCAGCAGGAUUGCCCAGCAGGGAAGACAAGUUUGUUGUUAUGAUUGUGCUCACUGUCCUGCGGGGAGGAUUUCAACACAGACCGAUGCAGACCAGUGUGAGAUGUGCCCAGAAGAUCAAUGUCCAAAUGAGAAACAGGAUCAAUGCAUCGCCAAAACAAUGACCUAUUUAUCCUAUGGAGAACCCUUAGGAGCAAUUUUGAUUUCUUUUGCUCUUUUGUUUUCCCUGAUCACCUUUGCUGUGAUUGGAAUCUUUGUUCUGCUCUCCAAAACUCCCAUUGUGAAAGCCAAUAACUGGAGCAUUACUUGUACCCUUCUCUCCUCUCUGCUGCUUUGCUUUCUCUGCUCCUUCCUAUUCAUUGGUCAGCCUAGGAAGGUGACCUGUCUCCUCAGACAAACCGUGUUUGGCAUCACCUUUACUGUCGCAAUUUCCUCUGUGUUGGCUAAAACCAUCACUGUUGUUCUGGCCUUCCUGGCCACCAAGCCAGGAAACAGGAUGAGGAGAUGGAUAGGGAAGAGGCUGGCAGUAUCGGUCAUCAUUCUCUGUUCACUUAUUCAAAUUGGCAUCUGUGCUGUGUGGCUGGCAAACACUCCCCCUUUCCCAGAGUUUGACAUGCACUCUCAGAUCAGUGAGAUCAUUGUGCAAUGCAAUGAAGGCUCAAACACCAUGUUCUACAUCGUCCUGGGCUACAUGGGUUUUCUGGCCAUCAUCAGCUUCACUGUGGCCUUCCUUGCGAGAAAGUUACCAGAUAGCUUUAAUGAAGCCAAGCUGAUCACCUUCAGCAUGCUGGUCUUCUGCACUGUUUGGAUUACUUUUGUCCCAAGCUACUUGAGCACCAAGGGGAAAUACAUGGUGGCUGUGGAGGUCUUCUCCAUCAUGGCCUCUAGUGGUGGACUGUUGAGUUGUAUCUUCCUCCCCAAAUGCUACAUUAUGAUUCUUAGACCUGAUCUGAACACCAGAGAGCAACUAGUAAGGAAACAAUAUUGA
Molecule: messenger RNA, 1545 nt
Organism: Hemicordylus capensis (graceful crag lizard)
Lineage: Eukaryota; Metazoa; Chordata; Lepidosauria; Squamata; Cordylidae
Product: vomeronasal type-2 receptor 26-like
Exons: 4
Coding region: 1-1545 (514 amino acids)
Biological process (GO): G protein-coupled receptor signaling pathway
Cellular component (GO): membrane
Molecular function (GO): G protein-coupled receptor activity
Source: RefSeq, a predicted model, not a curated record